CUGUCUGCGGCCUAACAGACAGUAUCCGUCUCCCCAACGGGGCUAGCACAUCUCCGGCUGCUCGUCAUGGCCUCGCACGCCGGCGCUCCCCCUCGGUGGCCGCUGGUGCUGCUGCUGGUGCUGCUGCUGCUGACCUGUCUGACGGGGCUGGACGGAGGUGCCGUCUCGGCUCAUCAGCCGGCCGAGCCGGCCGCCGGCGAGGCCUGUCUGGCCAGCACGCUGGACCUGCUCUGGUCAACCGUCGGCAGGAUCGUCCGCUCGGCCGUGGAGCCUGAGGUCGCCGAGCUGGACGGCCGGCUGGCCGGACUGCAGACUCAACUGACUGAACUGGCCGUGAGACUGGACAGGAUUCAGGGAGGACAGGAGGCACAAAAUUCCACAGUCCAGAUCCAUCUGCAAGAGAUCAAGGCAGGUCUGAAGAAAGGCCACCUUGAUUUCACCUCGAAGGUUGAUGGAGUGCAGUCUCAGGUGACGGAGCUGAUGGCAAAAAUCGACGACAUUCAAGGAGGACAGCAGUCUCAAAAUGUCUCACUUCAGCGCCAACUUCAAGGCUUGGAAGAGGGACUUGGAAAACUGACCGCUGAUCUAAAGUCUACACUAGAUGGAAUUCAGGCCCAGACAGAAGCACGACUAGGAACUGUUCACGCCGAGUUAGAGUCAAAACUGGACCGCGUUCAGUCCCAGAUCGACACGCGGCUCGGCCAAGUCCAGUCUCAGCUGGAGUCCAGACUGGCGGACGUCCAGUCCAGUCCAGUCCGGGACUGUAGUGACCUGCCUGCCGGUGCCCGGAGCGGCGUCCACCUGCUGCGGCCGGGCCUGAGGCAGCCGGUGCCGGCCCUCUGCGACCAGGACACCGACGGCGGCGGCUGGACCGUGUUCCAGCGCAGGGCAGAUGUCCAGCCGCGACAGGACUUCUUCCUCGGCUGGGAGGCGUACAAGUGGGGCUUCGGCGCGCUGGACGGGGAAAUCUGGUGGGGGUUGGAGCACCUGUUUCACACCACAUCGCUUCUGGACCGGCGCUACGAGCUGCGCAUCGACAUGGAAGACUUUGACGGUGGGAAAAGGUUCGCGCUGUAUCAGGACUUCAAGAUAUCGUCAGAGGCAGACGGCUACCGUCUGCAUGCCGCCAACUACUCAGGUACUGCCGGGGAUAGCCUGAAAUCUCACAAUGGCAUGCGUUUCUCCACCAAAGACAGAGACCAAGAUGAUCAUCCACCAGGUAGUUGCGCCGUUUCUUACAAGGGAGGCUGGUGGUACGAGAAGUGCCACUCCUCGAAUCUCAAUGGCCUCUACCUCGGCGGAGAACACUCCAGCUACGCAGAUGGCAUCAAUUGGUAUGCAUGGAGGCAGCAUAAUUAUUCGCUAAAAUCAGUUCAAAUGAAGAUCAGGGCAUCUAAGAAGCUAUGAAAAACAACGCCAUUUCAUACAAAUGAUAAUGGACACACGAAGCUUAGCCGCGUCAGGGAGUCGGAUUGCCUACCAAGCAUUGGAUUGUAAUUAGAAGAGCUCUGAUGGAAAAUGUGAAGCCCAAGAAUGAAAAAAAUGCAAAUUUGAAAAGCAUCGCACCAAGAAUUGAGGUAAUGCAACGUCUGAAAAUUAGCUGUAUUUAAAUACACAUGUCCUGUCCACACGUGCUGUCCCUAGCCGUUAUUAUUUUUUGCUGGUUUAGUUAAAAUUAUUUUCUUUAUUUGCUCUGAAAGUGAUUCAUUUUACAUUAUAUGUACAAACAUUUUUUUACAUUAUAUGUAUCAAGCAAAGCCAAAUGUUCCUUCACGCAUGUUCUCUGUGGACCUUCGUCGUUGCAAAUAAACAGCCGGGGAAAA
Amphibalanus amphitrite is the source of this 1823-nucleotide messenger RNA. RefSeq names its product techylectin-5A-like. Lineage: Eukaryota; Metazoa; Arthropoda; Thecostraca; Balanomorpha; Balanidae. The record is from RefSeq and is a predicted model, not a curated record. Bases 67 to 1407 code for a protein of 446 amino acids. The transcript has a single exon.